UAGCACUAACCUCAAAUGGCUACCUAUUUAUUUUUAUUUUAAUCGUAAAUAUCCAAAAAUAUUUAUAUGGAGGUUUUGGUAAAGGUUGUUGAGCAGAUUCCUUUGGCUGCCAAUUAUAUUUUGCCACGAUCUCAUUGAAAGCGACUCAUCAUUGUCUUUAGAACUGAUUUGCAGCGCGACUGCUGGUUAGUGUAACUUGCAAGGAAAGAGCGUCCCGCACUGGCAGGGAGGAAGAAAUAUGGGCCUGCUCACCCAUAGAGUGGAGAGAAGUGAAAUCAAGCCAGGGGAUCACAUCUACACUUACAGAGCUGUAUUCACUUACUCUCAUCAUGGCAUCUUUGUUGGUGGAAACAAGGUGGUCCAUUUUACACCCAGGCGGAAUGCAGGUUCAAGCUCUGAUACAUCUUCUGAUUUUUAUGAUUCAACGUCAAGCAUUCCCUCGUCCUGUGAUAUUCCUGACUGCGGAUUCAGGCAACCAAAUAGUGGCGUAGCCCUUUCAUGCCUGGACUGCUUCCUUGGAAAAGGAUCCCUUUACUGCUUUGAAUAUGGGGUAACCCCCUCUGUCUUUCUAGCAAAAGUACGUGGAGGUACAUGCACCACUGCUGCUUCUGAUCCAUCAGAAACAGUUAUCCACCGAGCUAUGUAUCUUCUUCAAAAUGGAUUUGGUAAUUAUGACUUAUUGGGGAACAACUGUGAGGAUUUUGCUCUGUACUGCAAAACAGGUCUUCUGGUAAUGGAAAAGCAAGGGGUUGGAAGAAGUGGUCAAGCUUCUUCAGUCGUCGGUGCUCCAUUAGCUGCUCUUCUUUCGUCCCCUCUAAAGUUGCUAAUGCCAAGCCCUGUUGGUGUUGCAACAGUAACAGCUGGAAUGUACUGUAUGAGCAGAUAUGCUACAGAUAUAGGUGUUCGGAGUGACGUGAUCAAGGUUGCUGUGGAAGAUCUGGCUGCAGAACUUGGCUGGGCAGAUCAUCAGGCCUCACCCAGAUUAAUGGCUAGGUGAUAUUAAGUUCAUCUUUCCCAUGUGAUGGUAUUCACCUCGUGCUGCUGCUCAUAUAAAUCAAUAAGAAUUUGUCCAUGUAAACAAAGCUUCUGAAAGGAACUUCAUUGGUUUGUUUAUUUCAUUUUAAGAUGGAACGUAUUUGAUUAUGAUAGAUUGAUAAUUCCCU
Manihot esculenta (cassava) is the source of this 1163-nucleotide messenger RNA. RefSeq names its product protein LEAD-SENSITIVE 1. The transcript is spliced from 2 exons. NCBI's taxonomy places the organism in Eukaryota, Viridiplantae, Streptophyta, Magnoliopsida, Malpighiales, Euphorbiaceae. The coding region runs from base 239 to 997 and encodes 252 amino acids. The record is from RefSeq and is a predicted model, not a curated record.